AUAAAGGAGGAAGAGGGGGAAGAGGAGGAGGAGGAAGAGGAGGAAGAAGAGGAGGAGGAAGAAGAGGAAGAGGAGGAAGAAGAGGGGGAGGAAGAAGAGGAAGAGGAGGAGGAAGAGGAGCAGGAAGAGGAGGAGGAGGAAGAAGAGGAAGAAGAGGAGGAAGAGGAGGAUGAAGAAGAGGAGGAAGAAGAGGAAGAGGAGGAUGAAGAAGAGGAGGAGGAAGAAGAGGAGGAAGAAGAAGAGGAGGAGGAUGAGGAGGAAGAGGAGGAUGAAGAAGAGGAGGAGGAAGAAGAGGAGGAAGAAGAAGAGGAGGAGGAUGAGGAGGAAGAGGAGGAUGAAGAAGAGGAGGAAGAAGAGGAGGAGGAUGAAGAAGAGGAGGAGGAAGAGGAGGAGGAAGAGGAGGAAGAGGAAGAGGAGGAAGAUGAGGAUGAAGAAGAGGAGGAUGAAGAAGAGGAGGAGGAAGAAGAGGAGGAGGAGGAAGAGGAGGAGGAGGAAGAGGAAGAGGAGGAAGAUGAGGAUGAAGAAGAGGAGGAAGAGGAAGAGGAGGAAGAUGAGGAUGAAGAAGAGGAGGAGGAGGAAGAGGAGGAGGAAGAGGAAGAUGAGGAUGAAGAAGAGGAGGAGGAGGAAGAGGAGGAGGAAGAGGAGGAAGAGGAAGAG
Messenger RNA from Cololabis saira (Pacific saury), 657 nucleotides. RefSeq names its product cilia- and flagella-associated protein 251-like. The annotation marks the transcript as partial. The transcript has a single exon. The record is from RefSeq and is a predicted model, not a curated record. Lineage: Eukaryota; Metazoa; Chordata; Actinopteri; Beloniformes; Belonidae.